ACCUUUAUAGUGGUUCGUCGUAACCACUACCACGAAACUCUAAGCGAACCCUUAUAAUUUUACUGUGACAAACCCUUAAAUCCGAGAGUUCCCUCACUAACGUCAAUUGGAAGAUGGCCAAUUCCAUUGGUGAUGCGCAGAGUAACAGAGCAGCUGUGCAAGCCACAAACGACGACGCUUCUGCCAGUAAACUCUCUUGCGUCAAGAAGGGAUACAUGAAAGAUGAUUAUAUUCAUUUAUUUGUAAGAAGACCUGUGAAGAGAUCUCCAAUAAUUAACCGUGGCUAUUUUGCACGUUGGGCUGCAUUUAGAAAGCUUCUUUAUCAGUUUCUUGAUUGUGAAAGAAACGUGAAGAAACAGAUUUUAUCACUUGGGGCUGGCUUUGAUACAACAUAUUUUCAGUUACAGGAUGAAGGAAAAGCGCCCCAUUUAUAUGUGGAGCUGGAUUUCAAAGAGGUAACUAGUAAAAAGGCAGCCCUUAUUGAAACCUGCAGUCGGUUGAGGGACAAAGUUGGUGCAACGGCAUCAAUAUCACAGGAGAAAGGAGAAGUGCUUAGUGACCAUUACAAGCUACUCCCUGUAGAUUUGCGUGAUAUACAAAAGUUAGAUGAUGUCAUAACUUUGGCUAAUAUGGAUCUGAGCCUGCCGACAUUUAUAAUUGCAGAAUGCGUUUUAAUAUACUUGGAUCCUGAUCCAAGCCGUGCUAUUGUUGGUUGGGCUGCAAAAACUUUUUCAACAGCAGUGUUUUUCUUAUAUGAGCAGAUCCUCCCAGAUGAUGCUUUUGGGCAGCAAAUGAUCAGAAAUUUGGCGAGUCGUGGUUGUGCACUUCUUGGAAUUUUUGCUACACCAACAUUACUUGCAAAAGAGAAACUAUUUACUGAUCAGGGAUGGCAGAAAGCUGUUGCCUGGGACAUGCUGAGAGUUUAUAGCAAUUUUAUUGACGCUCAAGAGAGACGCAGGAUUGAACGGCUAGAAUUGUUUGAUGAAUUUGAAGAGUGGCACAUGAUGCAGGAGCAUUACUGUGUUGCUUAUGCAAUCAAUGAUGCCAUGGGGUUGCUUGGGAAUUUUGGUUUUCCCAAUGACGAAGUCCUUGUUCUCAACUCCCCAUCAGCAGCAUCGACAUGAAAGCCUGAGGCAACUCUACACCAGAACUGUACUGCCAAGUCUUGUUAAACAUUUAAUAGUAGAGAAGCUCGUAUGACUGACACAGGCCAGUUUAUCGGGCAGGGGCUUGUCAGGUAAAAAAGGGUCACCCCAGCUAGUAGUUAGUCUUUAACUGAAAGUCUCCCAAAGGAUUGAUGACUUGUGUCGAUGCGUCUCAGUUUAUUGUUUGUUUGACUCCAGAGAACAACAGAUCCUUUUUUUUUUUCUGCUAGCUGUUUGGCAAAGAAAACGUGGUGGGACCCCCACAGCACCUAAAGUGUGUCAUUCCUUAGCUUUGUGGGGUCUCUGUCAUGUGGAAAUAUAUGUACAUGGUUGGUUGCUUUUUAAUGAAUUCUCUCUAUUUUCUUUAA
Molecule: messenger RNA, 1513 nt
Organism: Pistacia vera
Lineage: Eukaryota; Viridiplantae; Streptophyta; Magnoliopsida; Sapindales; Anacardiaceae
Product: leucine carboxyl methyltransferase 1 homolog
Exons: 13
Coding region: 114-1124 (336 amino acids)
Biological process (GO): methylation
Molecular function (GO): methyltransferase activity
Source: RefSeq, a predicted model, not a curated record